AAUCGUAAUCACUAUUCCUGUCUUUGUAAGAGUUGUUCCCCUUGUAACUAGACAACCGCCAUUAUUCAAAACAAAAUAAACGUGACGGAACACGAUUUUUCAGCAAUUUAUUUGCAUUUAUUCCAAAAUUUCAUCUAUUCCAUGCCAAUGUUUCCACUUCACGGUUAAAGAUAUUGCAGCCAAUCACCACUAUGGCAGAUUCGGGAAUGAGAGAUCCUUGCCUGGAAAAACAUUUCAAAGGACACAAAAAUGGUGUCACAUCAGUGGCUUUUAGCCCUACCAUGAAGCAGUUAGUAUCAAGUUCUUUGGAUUCCAGUGUCAUGAUCUGGCAUUUCAGUGAUAAAAUGCGUGCUUACCGAUACUUAGGUCAUGGAGAUGCUGUUCUUCAUGUAUGUUUUUCUCCAAAUGGAAAUCUUAUUGCAUCAGCUUCACGAGACAAAACAGUUCGUCUCUGGGUUCCUUCUGUAGAUGGAGCAUCGAAAAUCCUAAGAAAUCAUACAGCUACUGUGAGAAGUGUGGACUUCAGUGGAGAUGGAACGUUUAUAUGUACAGCAUCUGAUGAUAAAAGUGUAAAGAUUUGGUCCGUAGAGCAACAAAAAUUUGUCAAAAAUUUUCACGAACAUUCCAAUUGGGUACGAAUCGCAAGGUUUUCGCAUGACAUUAAUUUUGUGGCUUCAGGAGGUGAUGACAAAACCGUGCGUUUGUUUGAUCUUCGUUCCAAAAAAUGUGUACAAACACUCAAAGAAACAGGUUCAGUUUGUGACCUCCAGUUUACCCCUGAAGAUGUUUCACUUGCAACUGGUUGUAAUGAUUGCAGUGUGAAGAUUUGGGACUUAAGGAUAAGGAGGAGAUUACUUCAUUUUGAGGAUCAUACUAAUUCUGUGAAUAGUAUUUCAAUUCAUAACUCUGGUAAAUAUAUAAUAUCAGCAGCAGAUGAUAACACGUUAAAGAUCUAUGAUCUGAUUGAAGGACAUCAAUAUUACACUCUUUAUGGUCAUAAGAAUGGUGCAACUGCUUGUAUUUUCUCACCAAAUGGUAACUACUUUGCCUCAGGAGGAGGGGACAGUCAGGUUCUAGUUUGGAAGACAAACUUUGAUGUAGAUGAUGUAGAAGUUCCAGCUUCUCAGAUGCAUGGUCUAACAGCUUAUUCCUUUCCCCCUCCUGACUCUGAAGAAACUUUGCCAGAACAAGAGCAUGAUGCACCUGCUAGAGCCAGUACUCCUGUUGGAGAUACGGAACAUGGUGAUGGUGCUGCAGCUCCCAUUCCUGCUGCACAAAACGAAGGAUGGUUAGAAAUGCUGCAAAAUUGGGAUUCACUUGAAAAUUCAGUUUCUAGAACUCUUGGAAAUGUUGUUGAUCAGUUGCAAAUAGUUACUCAGACAAUGAGUUUGAUGGAGCGACGGCUUGCCAUGUAUGAGGAUAAAAUGAAGCAACUUUUUAACAAAUCAAACAAAAUUGAUUCAUUGGAAAGGGAGUUAAUGACAUUGAAUACGAGCCCCAGGAUUGCUGAAGUAUUAGGUCAGAUGAAUGCAUUAGAGCAGCGAAUGAAUACACUUGAGGAAAGAUUACAAGGAAGUACAUUAUCUUAAUGCAAAUGAAUGCAUUUGUGUGCGAAAGUGUUUUCCUUUCUUAUUCAGUGCAUUACAAUCAUUGUUUCCAUCAACUAUCAAUAGGUUGUAAAUACAUACAUGCAUGCAUACAUACACACAUACAUAUAUGUGUGUAUGUAUGUGUAAAUAUAAUGAAAUCGAUGUGACUGUUUAUUUUCUUUAUAUCUUUAUACCUUAUUGUGCCUCAAAACAGACGAUACAAUCUGAAAAAAUAAUAUAAAGUCUAAAUUAUAUUUAUUCAUUAUUUACUGUAU
Molecule: messenger RNA, 1864 nt
Organism: Octopus sinensis (East Asian common octopus)
Lineage: Eukaryota; Metazoa; Mollusca; Cephalopoda; Octopoda; Octopodidae
Product: POC1 centriolar protein homolog A
Exons: 14
Coding region: 192-1589 (465 amino acids)
Molecular function (GO): protein binding
Source: RefSeq, a predicted model, not a curated record